This is a messenger RNA of Culex quinquefasciatus (southern house mosquito), 2179 nucleotides long. Its product is annotated as RNA polymerase II-associated protein 3. The record is from RefSeq and is a predicted model, not a curated record. NCBI's taxonomy places the organism in Eukaryota, Metazoa, Arthropoda, Insecta, Diptera, Culicidae. Gene Ontology annotation, molecular function: protein binding.
UCCGUGUUGUGGUUUGGUCAAUAUUUUAAACGUCAGUCAUUGUUCUGGGUUUUCGAGUAAAAGAAAAUUUGUUUCGCCUGGAAAAACAGUAAAUUUCUGGAAAUUCUAAACAGAAACAAUGGCAAAGGCUGUACAAACGCAACUGGAGUUGAAAACCAAGUGCGAACAGGUGCAGCAAUCGAUCAAGGGCCUUUACGACUGGGAGCAGGAGAUCAAGCAGAAAGAGGCUCAAACUCGCCAGCAGCAACAGCAGGAAGUUGAGGGAAAUCUUGCGGCGCCGGUUCGAAGUUGCGUCGAUGAAAUGCUCAAAUUUGUGGCCGAUCAGAAUGCAAAGGAGAAAACAGAGAUGACCAGCAGCAAUCCUCCGCCCGCGUCGUCCAUCACCGAGCUCAAGGAAGCGGAGAAGUUCAACGCUAUCGGUAAUACGUUCCACAAGCGGGCUAAGGAUGCGGCCGUGGAGUUUAGCUUUCACAAGGAAAACAACGACCAAAAUGCCAUCGAAAUGUACUCGAAGGCUAUCGAGAUCAACGAUCGGGAUCCGACGUAUUUUGUGAACCGUGCGAACAGCUUGUUCACUUUGGAGCGAUACGAGGAGUGCAUUACGGACUGUGAUUCGGCCAUUGCGUUAGAUGCCGAGUGCGCGAAUGCUUACUACCGGCGAAUGCAAGCCUACGAGUACUUGGGCAACAACGAGCAGGCUUAUUCGGAUUGCGCCAAGAUACUGAAGGUUUCGAUGGAUCGUAAUCAGAUUGCCAGAACCAAACAGGACAUGGAAAGGAUUGAAAAGCGACUAAAAAGAAGCCGACAUCAUCAAAGAGCAGGAAACAAACAUUGGACCAGCAAGGAGUUUGAAAAGGGUCGCCAGUGCUUUUCGAAGGCGAUUUCGCUUUACGGAAAUGAUCCGAUUUACUUCUACAAUCGAAGCUUGUGCAACUUUCACUUGAAAGAUUACGAAGCCGUCGCGAAGGAUUGCGAUCGGGCGAUUGAGUUGGAUAAAGACUACUUCCGUCCGUACUACCAGCGCAUGCGAGUUCGGGAACUGCGCGCGGAUUACCUCGGAGCGAUCAACGAUUGCCAAACAUAUCUCAAGCUGGUGAAACGAAAACAGCGCCUCACUGCCGAAAAGGAUCUGGAACGGCUUCAGCUUACGCUCAAGAAAGAACAGCAGCCCAAAGCAUACAAUUGGAACGAGCUCAGGAAGAACGCUUCUCUGGUCAGUUUUGUCAAUAAAGCUCCUCAUCUUCGCUCAAAGAAACCGCUCAAAAGAAUAACGAUCUCAGAAGCGUCUUCGACGGCCGAUUCCAAGCAAAAUGCUUCCAACUACGUGAUUGCCUCCAACUACGAGGCCAUUCCGGACGCCGUUAUCGAUAAGAUCUUCAACAACAACACCGGCGAGCGGCUGGUCGAACCCAAACCGGAACCCUCGAAUCUCGAAAGUCUCUUCCCGUCGUCCUCGAACAAGCUCAAGCAGUACUUUUCGCCUCCGGUGACGCCGUCAAGCCCACCCAAAGAGAUGUUCCGGAAGGCCGAUAACAAAAGCCAAGAAGCGGCGAAUGUCACGAGCGACAGGAAGGAGGACGGCAAGACUGACGACGUUGUGUCUCACGCUAAGAAGGGCAAGGACUUGAUUAACAAAGGAACUUGCAAGAUGGAUGCUGAAUCCUCGGCGACAGCAGUCCAGCAGCCAAGAACCUCGGGCACCGAGAACAGCUUUCCUCCGAUUCCGUCAAACUCGGUCAAGUUUUACCACACCUGGAUCAACCUGAAAACUGUCGAAGACAAAUAUCAGUACCUUCAGACCACUUUGAAAGCACCAUUGCACAAGCUGCUCGGAGAGAGCAUGUCUUCCGAUUUUCUGGGCGACGUUUUCCACAUUCUGCUUCACUUUUGCGAGCACCAGAAGGCUUCCCCGCUUGCCGUGCUGCGAGAGGUCACCCAAGUGUCCAACGUGGGCCUGCUGGUUUUGAUGCUCAGCGAGAAGGAGAAAUACGACAUGCUCCAAUUGUUUGACUUUAUGGAUGCCAAUGGAGAUGAUGUUGCGGAAGUGCGCGCGGUCAAGUCUUGUUUGAUUUAUUAAUUUGUGACUUAUCGAUUAAUAGCAGGAUUGUUUUUAUUAUUAUUUUGAAUAUUCCGAGCGGUAUUAAAGGCGUGGAGGCGAGAAUGCUGUCAAAUUACUGGA